Messenger RNA from Myxocyprinus asiaticus (Chinese sucker), 4496 nucleotides. Its product is annotated as activin receptor type-1-like. Gene Ontology annotation, cellular component: BMP receptor complex; plasma membrane. Gene Ontology annotation, molecular function: transforming growth factor beta receptor activity, type I; ATP binding; SMAD binding. Bases 595 to 2193 code for a protein of 532 amino acids. NCBI's taxonomy places the organism in Eukaryota, Metazoa, Chordata, Actinopteri, Cypriniformes, Catostomidae. Gene Ontology annotation, biological process: dorsal/ventral pattern formation; heart development; BMP signaling pathway. The transcript has 12 exons. The record is from RefSeq and is a predicted model, not a curated record.
GUGUAAAACCGCCUGAACUGUGGCACAAAUAUAACGCCGUAACUCAAAACGCAGCAGGUUAAUGUCCUUAUGAUUCGGCGGACUGUGCUAUCCCAUAAUGCACGCGCGCCUCGACUUGUUUAUGGUGACGUCAUGUCGCAGUCUUUUCAGUAUCAAUGGGUGGUGGCAGACUGUCUGUCUAUGCUUAAAACACGACUUCAAAUAAAACACUAAAAACACGCUACGUUAGCCCAAACACGAAGCAGCUUUGCUGCUAAAGCAGGGACUCAAAGCUCAUCACAGUCUCAGCUCUGUGGCUAUCAGUGUGCAGAGACUUCCAGGCACCUCUCUUAUCCUGUCAUUCACUCCUUCCUCCAGAAAUGAGCAUGGGAAAAACACCGCUGUGGAAAAAGUCUGACAUGCUGCUUCGGUCUUGUUUUUAGGAUCCAAUGGGAAGACAGAGUCUGGCUGGGUGCAUACUGAAAGGCAGUGUUGAGAGUCACGUGAGGAUUUGUACAAUGCUCCUCCGCUCUCUUUGAUGUCGCUCACUAAUGGGCAUCUCUCGCUCCUCGGUUACCAUGGUGACUGGCCUCGUCUGAUACACACUGGAAGUGUAUGUGGAAGUAUUUGUGGCAGGAGAGAGUGAGGCAGGGCACAGCUGCACUUUCUAAAAAAAUUGCAGUGAACCAAAUGGGGCAUUGCAGUACCCAAAUCAUCAUUCUCCUCAUCCUGCUUCAGAUUUUACGGACAUCAGCUAAAGAUGUUUCCAUUGGCUGCAUGUGUGUUGGCAGUGACUGUAAUGAGCAGCAGUGUACUGGAGACCAGUGUUACACAUCUGUUAUCAUUAGCAACGAUGUGACGACAUUCAAACGAGGUUGCCUGAUUGGACCGGAGAGCAAGCGCUUGACGUGUUCUGCUGCGCCCUCUGCUAGUCACGUUGUAGAAUGUUGCUCCCAACACAUGUGCAAUGCCAACGUCUCGAAAGAGACCCUUCUUCGACUACUACUGACAAGUCCAGAGGAAGAGAAGGCUGUGCAGUACCGUGUGAAGAUGCUGUUUCUCUUUGUGCUGGGACCAUUCGUGGUGCUGGGUCUGCUGUCUGUGCUGGCCGUGCUGGUGUGCCGUAGACUCCAUCAUGGGCGUCUGGAAAGACUACAUGAGUUUGACACGGAACAGGGGGCCAUAGAUGGGCUCAUUGCAUCAAAUGUUGGGGACAGCACCCUUGCGGAUCUGAUGGAUCACUCUUGCACAUCAGGCAGUGGUUCAGGUCUUCCCUUCCUGGUGCAGAGGACAGUUGCACGGCAGAUCAGCCUGGUAGAGUGUGUUGGUAAGGGACGUUAUGGGGAAGUGUGGAGAGGACAGUGGCAAGGAGAGAAUGUAGCUGUAAAGAUCUUUUCUUCCAGAGAUGAGAAGUCAUGGUUUAGAGAGACGGAAAUAUACAACACUGUUCUAUUACGACAUGAAAAUAUAUUAGGGUUCAUGGCAUCUGACAUGACCUCCCGAAACUCUAGCACUCAGCUGUGGCUCAUCACACACUACCAUGAAAACGGUUCUCUCUAUGACUACCUACAGCGUGUUGCCGUGGAGAUGUCAGAUGGCCUGCACAUGGCAGGGUCGGUUGCAAGCGGGCUGGUGCACCUGCACACAGAGAUCUUUGGCACUGAAGGCAAACCAGCCAUCGCUCACAGAGACCUGAAGAGCAAGAACAUAUUAGUGAAGAAAGAUCUGCAGUGCUGCAUCGCUGACCUGGGUCUGGCAGUAACUCACACUCAGUCAGAUAAUCAGCUGGAUGUGGGAAAUAAUCCCAAAGUGGGAACCAAGCGCUACAUGGCUCCAGAGGUGCUGGAUGAGUCCAUUCAGACAGACUGCUUUGAUGCCUAUAAGAGGGUGGACAUCUGGGCCUUUGGGUUGGUGCUGUGGGAGAUCGCUCGCCGAACCAUCAGUAAUGGAAUUGUAGAGGAGUAUAAGCCACCGUUCUAUGACCUGGUGCCUAAUGACCCCAGUUUUGAUGACAUGAGAAAGGUGGUUUGUGUGGAGCAGCAAAGGCCGUUCAUUCCAAACCGCUGGUUUUCAGAUCCUACUCUGUCUGCUCUGGUGAAGCUGAUGAAAGAGUGCUGGUACCAAAACCCUUCAGCUCGACUCACUGCCCUGCGCAUCAAAAAGACUCUAGAUAAAAUCCACUGCUCACUAGAGAAGGGUAAAACCGACUACUGAAGAGAGAAAACUGCAGAACUACUGACCCACUAAUUAAACACACACAUGCUGUGUGUAACCAGACCUUUGGAUUCAAGCGUUGGCAUCUGUCUCAACUUUGUCAUGUUGUUUAAUCACUUUUUGUUCUUCCUGUCCAUUGGCCUAAAAACAUCUUUUAUUGGAGAAUUAUAUUCUCUUUCAUGGGUUGUUCUUUGUUUCCCUACUGACCCCUGUGGGACUCCAUUUUACCUCCAGAAGCUUACAUAAAGAAGAAUUAAAAUAAUUAAGACCGUAGGAAUUUAGUUCUACGUGGCUUGCCUGACAGGCCUUGGAUUGAACCCUCUGUCAUGGAUUUGUUUUCUUAAAACAAUCAAAUUUGCCUAUUUAACCAUUGGCGAACCUCUUAUAGUUUUAGAUUUUUUUUUAAACCAAGAGAACAGAUACACACCAAAAUGCAAUCAGUUCCCAUAGUGUGUGCAUGUUUCUUAAUGGCGCUGGAAGAACUUCAUAGAUGUGAUAUCACUUUUGGAGAUUGCUUUUAGAACUCUGAUGGCUUGUAAGCUUCUCAAAGGUCAUUGUUACGUUAACGCUUGUAUAUAAGUUGAAAUCUGCGACUCUGAACAAGUCACGGUAAGCGUUUCUGAAUUUACUUUAGUGGUCGUGGGUGUACUUGUGUUAUAAAACUCUGUUACAACAUGCCACUAUGUACAGUAGAGAACUUGAGACUAACAUCUUUAAUUAGGUUCUUUUGAUACACAGUGGUUUAAGGUAUAUAAAAAUGGUCACCUUUUACUCAUCCUCAUGUUGUGUCAAACCCACACAUUUUCUUCUGUGGGAACACUAAAUGUUUUGAAGAAUGUGCACGCCAGUUUUUUUCCAUACAAUACCAAGCACUGUCAAGUUUAAAAAAGAAUGAAGCAGCACCUGAAAAAUAGUCUGUAUGAUGUGUGCGCUUUAUUCCAAAUCUUCUAAAGCCAUGCGACAUCUUUGUGAGAAGAACCGAUUGUAAUUUGUCAUUAUUUACUGAAAAAAUUUCCCUCUAUCACAACUCUCAAAUCUCAUUCACACUUCAUAUUUCACGUCACGUUGCAUUGUGUUAUACUAUAUUGUGUUAUACUAAAUUGGAUGCGCAUCGUGAAUGAGAUUUGAGAGCUUCGGUGGAGGGGAAGAUUUUUAGUGAUUAUUGGCACAUAUUUUGGUCUGUUCCUCGCACAAAGCUAUCAGAUGGCUUUAGAAGACUUGGAGUAUAGCGCAUGAGUAAUGUGGACUAUUUUUAUGUUGCUUUCUUUUGUCCUUGUGCUCCCUGGUCAUGUAUUAUUUAAUUGAAUGGGAAAGAAAUGAGUUGAGAAUUCCUUAAUCUCAUCUGUUGUGCUCAACAGAAGAAAAACAGUCAUAUAAGUUGACAUGAGAGUAAGUAAAUGACAGAAUUGUAAUUUUUGGAUGAAAAAAAAUCAUAGUCUGGUCAUGUUCAAAGCACCCAGUGAGGGCUUCCUCUGACACAAGGCCUUUCUGACCUCCAUAAUUUUCAUGCCUCUAUGCUUGCCUGACAAAAAGCCAUCGUAACACUUGUGUGUUUUUUGUAGCGGUUUCUCUCCUUGUUUGACUCGCUCUCUUUUCUCUGUUGUCUGAUAUGUUCUUUCUCAUUCUGUCUCUUUUGCCCUCGCAGGCAUGCAUACUUGAGAUGUUUCUUCACUGACAAUCAACAGCUGUCCAGUAGGGCCUGAAUUUUUUGCAAAUGUGAUGCUUGAAUGCUUAUUUUUGAGUUUUCAAGGCGACGUAUCUACACGAUUAACAAAGCUAGUCAACGUAAAUGGAUUCUGAUUUUGUGAACUUGCAUAUUUGUUUACCCUCAUGUUUUUUUGAUGCUUUUGUAUCCCCAACGGAGCCAUGAACUUUGAGAAUGCAGAUGAUUUUUCUUACAACUUUGACAAAUAUUUUAAAGUUCAAUGUCACUCUUGUGUAGGAUUUAUGUGGUUUACAAAGGAAAAUUCUAUCUUGAUUUACAGGUCCCAAGUACAUAACUUUUGAGUUGAGUGGAAUUGUAUGAUUAAGUUUUACAUUAGGAAUGUUUUAUAAAGCUUAGGAAAUAGUUUUAAGUAGAUUUAAACACUACGCGAGAUUGCUGAUGUCUGCUUAGUGCUGGUAACUUUUGCUCUCCCCAAAAAGACUGAAACGUUUACAUAUUUGUGUUCUACUGAGGAACAUUUGUAGGAAUUCAACUACAGGAAUUGUUUGCAUUGUGAACUGUGAAUAUACACCGAUCAGCCACAACAUUAAAACCACCUGCCUAAUAUUGUGUAGGUCCCCCUCGUGCCGCCAAAUCA